CGAUGGCAACAUGAAGGAUUCUGUGAUGAUUUAAACUUUAAUUUGUUUACGUGGAAAUUGAAGCCAGAAUUUUUAUGUUCCUUUGCAACCUGUAUGUGUUUCAACAUGAAUAUACACAUGAACAAAAAAUACAUUAGUUUGAUUAUCUUAACCGUACAAAAUGCUGUUUUGGGUUUGUCAAUGCGCUAUGCUCGUACAAGGCCGGGCGAUAUAUUUGUUAGUUCAACGGCUGUUCUCAUGUCCGAAGUCGUUAAGUUAAUCACCUGCUUCGUAUUGGUGUUUAACGAGGAGGGUAAAGACUUGCAGCGGUUUUUUCGAACGCUACAUAAAACAAUUAUUGCCAAUCCGAUAGACACUUUGAAAGUUUGUGUACCUUCACUAGUAUACAUAGUACAAAAUAACUUACUAUAUGUUUCGGCGUCCCAUUUAGAUGCAGCGACGUAUCAGGUUACCUAUCAAUUAAAAAUUUUAACAACAGCCAUGUUUGCAGUGAUUAUUCUACGAAAAAAAUUAUUAUGCACGCAAUGGAGUGCUUUAAUGAUUCUAGUAAUUGGUAUAGUUUUGGUUCAAUUAGCUCAAACGGUAACGGACAAUUCUACUGAAGAUAUUGGUCAGCCUGAACAGAAUCGUAUGUUUGGCUUAUGGGCCGCUUUGGGAGCAUGCUUUCUAUCCGGUUUCGCCGGUAUUUACUUCGAGAAGAUAUUGAAAGGAGACGAAAUCUCGGUAUGGAUGCGUAACGUACAACUGAGUUUAUUAAGCAUACCUUUUGGAAUCGUGACUUGCUUCGUUAAUGAUGGCGGCAAAAUAUUCGCGAAUGGGUUCUUCCAUGGCUACAAUAUAUUUAUUUGGUACUUAAUACUACUUCAAGCGGGUGGUGGGCUAAUUGUAGCUGUCGUUGUAAAAUAUGCAGAUAACAUUCUUAAAGGAUUUGCAACCUCACUGGCCAUUAUAAUAUCAUGCAUUGCCUCCAUGUACAUAUUUCAUUUUCAUUUGACGUUGAAAUUUACUGUAGGCGCUGCUUUAGUAAUCACUUCAAUUUUUAUGUACGGUUACAAUUCCAAAAAUACAUCUACUACCCAAAAACAGGCUAAUUUCACGCAAUGUCAGUCAGACGAUGAAAAACUUUUACCGUAAAUUGUCGGUACUGAAAACAUUCAAAUAUCUGCAUAUUCGUAAAUGAGCAAGAGAGUUGUAUUCGCUUUGGAGCGAAUCUUCACUAUCCACAAGUUAAGAAAGACGUAUUCCAAUUGUUAAAAUAAAUUUUUUAAUCAGUUUUCAAGUGGCGCUACUAAAUAACAUUCGCCUCAAAUUUAAAGGUUUAUACACAUAUUUUGCAAAUUAUUGAUGCACUGCCAAUUACAAAUGUGUAGCUUUCUUGCUAACUGCAUAACUAAAGUAGCAUAGCAAAUGUGGUACCACUAUUAGCUAAUGCUUUACGAAUGUAACAAACUAAAUAAAGAAAAAUUGAGUUGUGGGGUAUAUAUAGAAACAUGGCGCUGCAGAACGCUUUAAGAUCAGUAAUUAGGCAGUAUUCAUUCAUUAUAAAUGAAAUCUUUCAUAUAUUUGUACGAAUCUACAAUAAGUAAAAUUUUAUUUUACAAAUAAACCGAAAUAUUAACUGACCGAUAAACUAA
Messenger RNA from Glossina fuscipes, 1634 nucleotides. RefSeq names its product UDP-N-acetylglucosamine transporter (gene Ugalt). Gene Ontology annotation, molecular function: UDP-galactose transmembrane transporter activity. Gene Ontology annotation, cellular component: Golgi membrane. The transcript is spliced from 3 exons. The record is from RefSeq and is a predicted model, not a curated record. Lineage: Eukaryota; Metazoa; Arthropoda; Insecta; Diptera; Glossinidae. Gene Ontology annotation, biological process: pyrimidine nucleotide-sugar transmembrane transport. The coding region runs from base 94 to 1134 and encodes 346 amino acids.